CCUGGCGACACUGCGUUUUAUUCCCAGUAUUUAAUAGUGGCAACAACAACCCUGACCAACACCGGCUGACUAGACUUGAAAAGAGUAAAUAAAGUACACCACGUGUUUUUCAAACUGUCAUCAGGUUUUUACUGCUAUAAUCAAACAGUGGAAUUCACUCGCAAUCAUGGCUGUCGAUAUUGUUGAAAUGCUUAAGGAGUCGAGAAUGACGAAAAUCUGUGCUCCAAUGGUUCGAUAUAGCAAAUUGCCAUUCAGGGAUUUGGUUCGACGUUACGCCUGCGAUAUCUGCUUUACACCGAUGAUUUUAGCUGACUCGUUUGUGCAAUCCUCAAAAGCAAGGGAUAAUGAAUUCAGUACAAAUAAGAAGGAUGAACCUUUAGUUGUACAAUUUGCGGCCAAAACACCUGGGGAUUUUGCUAAUGCUGCCGAAAUGGUUGCACCGUACUGUAACGGAGUGGAUUUAAAUUGUGGCUGUCCCCAGCGCUGGGCCAUCAAAGAGGGUUACGGAGUAGAUUUACUCUCAAAACCUCAGCUGGUGAAAGAGCUAGUGCAAACCGUUCGAAACCGCAUACCCGCUCCUUUCACCGUCUCCGUAAAGAUCCGUCUCCUGAAGGACCUCCCUAAAACGAUCGAUCUCUGCAGGACACUUGAAAAAUCUGGAGUAUCCUUUCUAACGGUUCACGCUCGUACCGCACUGAUGCGUAACCAGCCAAUUGAUCUGUUCUCCCUCAAAGCCAUAAGAGAAAGCAUCCAGAUCCCUGUAAUAGCGAAUGGCGGAGUAAACUCAUUGCAGCAGGCGAAGGAUCUUUACGAGUCAUCAAAAUGUCAGGGGAUCAUGGUAGCCAAUGGACUUCUCACGAAUCCAGCGCUUUUCUCAGGAGCAACCGUCACUCCUUUAACAUGUAUUCAGGACUGGUUGAACAUAACAUCGACUAUUCCCACGAAUUUCCUCACCAUGCAUCAUCACCUUGUCUUCAUGCUUGAAAAAAGUCUCCCCAAAAUUCAACGCCAGAUUUUCAAUAAUCUACAGACACGAGAGUCCUCUUUGGAAUUUAUCCACUCACAUUACGGAGUUACUCCCCAGGCUGUACCUGAAAGCAUCGAACCUAUUGCCUGCUCUUAUCAACUCCCACUCAGACAUAAUUCAAAAUUAAUUGAACAAUCUGAUAGUGGAGAUGAGUGGGAAAUAAUUCCGAGUUUCUUUGACGAAGAAAAGUUGACGUGCAAUAUCGAUCCCAAUUGACGAUUCAAUAAGUUAGAUGUGCUCAGCAACAACAGUUCUGGAAGAAUUUCAUGAGAAGAAUAUCAAGUAUCAAGUAUAAAUGUCCAGGGGUUGUUGGGGUGAGAUGCAUGUGCAUGGCUUCCUCAAAUCGAUUGAAAUCAACGCGAACGCAGGCGUGUGGACUUGCGCUCUGGGGCUGUAUUUGUGGGGGUUUUUUCUGGA
This is a messenger RNA of Fopius arisanus, 1444 nucleotides long. RefSeq names its product Dihydrouridine synthase 4 (gene Dus4). Bases 167 to 1243 code for a protein of 358 amino acids. Lineage: Eukaryota; Metazoa; Arthropoda; Insecta; Hymenoptera; Braconidae. Gene Ontology annotation, molecular function: tRNA dihydrouridine synthase activity. The transcript is spliced from 3 exons. The record is from RefSeq and is a predicted model, not a curated record.